Neohortaea acidophila is the source of this 1693-nucleotide messenger RNA. Its product is annotated as interferon-related developmental regulator-domain-containing protein. The record is from RefSeq and is a predicted model, not a curated record. NCBI's taxonomy places the organism in Eukaryota, Fungi, Ascomycota, Dothideomycetes, Mycosphaerellales, Teratosphaeriaceae. The coding region runs from base 251 to 1594 and encodes 447 amino acids. The transcript has a single exon.
CAGCACCUACACUCUCCCAACUUCACCGUCAAGACAAUAGACGCCCCGCCUAUUGUCCUCCCUCCCGCGCUAUUGCCACCCUACCCUGCCGCUCUCUCCUCAUGGACUUGCGACUCCUCGGCUGUAUAUAUUCGACGUCCUCCCGUCACCCCCAUCCACCCAUACAAUAGCACCCACCCACCUCACGCUCACUCGAGUGAAGCAACCCACCCUAUUCCACACAACACAUUCUCCAUACUAAGACAUCAUCAUGCACGACCUCCGCAAGCAAGCUCUCUUAGAGAGCGGCAAGACCGUCUCCCGCAAAGCGCGCUCCAAGACCGGCUCUGCCUCGAGUAGCAAGCCCGGCAGUCGCGCCAACUCCCGCCCCUCCACGCGUGGCGGCAGCCGCAACGUCUCCGACGAUGAAGGGGAAAUGAGCGACACCACGCAGUGGAGCACCAACAGCAUCGACGAACUCGUCGCCGACGCCGCCGACAACGACCUCCCCUCCGAACACUGGAUUGCCGACCUCGAGGAUCGCAUCAAUGAGAUUUGCGAUCGGAAGAGAAGCUCGGCGCAGGGCAGGGAAGAAUGUCUGCAGACCUUCAACCUCGACCUGACUCGACACUAUGCCAUCGAGGAACUCAAGCCGAAAACCGACGCCCUGCUGCCGGCCGUGCUGAAGAGCGUCAAAUCGGGCGCCACGGAGCGUGAGACAGUCCUGGCGCUAAAAGCUCUCGCUCUCAUGCUCAUCACUGUGCCGUCUGAGACCAUUUACGACACCGUCGCCGGCCCGAUCAAAACCACCGCCACCGAUGCGACCCACCCAAUCGCAAAGAUCGCCGCAAUCCGCGCCUUGAGCAUCGCCACCUUCUACGGCGGCGCAACGAUCGAGGAGACCGAGAACGUCAUGGAGUUCUUCCUCGACAUCGCCUCAUCAGACGGCGGCGCAGUGGGCGAAGUAGACAACGCCGAGAUCGUGGUGGCCGCUAUCGAAGAAUGGGGCUUCCUAGCCACCCAGCUCGAAGACAUGGAAGAAACGACCGAAGUCGCGAUGGAGACGUUCGUAGACCAGCUCGACAGCGUCGACGCGCACGUCAAAAUCGCCGCAGGCGACAAUAUCGCCCUCCUCUUCGAGAAGAGCUACACCGAAGCCGAGUCCGACGAGGAGCCCGAAGACGACGACGCCGCGAAUACCAGCGAGUCCGAAAUCGCCCCCGACACCGGCGAACGCAUGAUCAAGCGGUACACCGUCUACCGCCAACGGCACCAACUCGAGCAGACACUUGAAGGCCUCGCCAAGGCCUCCACUAAGCGCGUGUCGAAGAAGGACCGCAAGGCACUGCACCUCACCUUCACCGACAUUUUGAACACGGUGGAGCGACCGACGCGGGGUCCUCGCUACUCCACUGCUCUGGAUGAGGAGGGGCGCGAAUUGGGCUCCCGGUUGAAGAUCAGCGUGCAUGGUGGGGGCAAGAUGACGAUUGACAAGUGGUGGAAGCUGCAUCGCUUGAAUGCGCUGAAGCGUUUGCUUCAAGGGGGUUUUGGGGUGCAUUAUGAGUUGAAUCCGGUGGUUUUUGAUAGCCUGCCCAUUAACGUGGAGGAUGAUUGAGUCAUGGUGGAGGGAAUAAGAGGCAGUUCGUUACAUCGUACUCAGGCUGGCAUAAUACUAGGUAGUAGUGGUAAUCAGGUCACACACAGGAAGCAGAAA